AUGGCCAAAUUAUAUGCAUAUUAUAUUACAAAUACAUGGCAUGAACUUAAUUAUGUUGGACAAGAUCUUUCAAAAAGUGAUUUUUUAAAUAUGAUGCAUAAUUAUACUAAUUCGCAUACUUCAAAUGUUGCUAUAUUUGAAGAAGAUAUUCAGUUAUAUAAUUCUGAAGAUGAUUUUGAUAUUGAAGAUAAUCUUGAGGAUAAUCUUAAAGAUAAUUCUAUUAUGAAUGAUUUAUCUGAAGUCGAUUCCAGUAUGCUAGAAAUUGAGAAUAGUAUUAAUUUGAAUUUUGCUUUGAAUAAUACGAAUCAACCUUUAAUUCUAGAUGAAGUUAUUGAUCAUGGUGAAAAGGAUUUUGAUAUUGACUCACUUGUCAAUCAAGGAAUACAGAUGCGAAAUGCAUCAAAUAGAUAA
This is a messenger RNA of Scutellospora calospora, 411 nucleotides long. The record is from the annotation of a GenBank genome assembly. NCBI's taxonomy places the organism in Eukaryota, Fungi, Glomeromycota, Glomeromycetes, Diversisporales, Gigasporaceae.